Messenger RNA from Postia placenta MAD-698-R-SB12, 588 nucleotides. RefSeq lists its product as hypothetical. NCBI's taxonomy places the organism in Eukaryota, Fungi, Basidiomycota, Agaricomycetes, Polyporales, Adustoporiaceae. The transcript is spliced from 3 exons. The record is from RefSeq and is a predicted model, not a curated record. The annotation marks the transcript as partial.
AUGUCUUACCAACAGAACUCCCAACUCUUCGCAUACCUCGACGACUCCCAACUGUAUGGGUCGCCUCCCGCUUUCCCAUAUCUUUCGCCACCGACGCCACCGAAUCUCCCCCUCUCGCAACUAUCCUACUCUCGCCCCGCCUAUGAGCAAAGCUGUCAGGAGUGGGAUCAGUUCCUACCAACAAUAGGGGUGCCGUACCCCAUGUACAUGCCGAUGGCAUCGCCGCCAUCUGUCACCUCGCCCGGCCAGUUCUACGGCCAGCCCUGGACAUCGGAGGAGAUAGCGCAUCCUCAACCGUAUAUCGAUGUCGCUGCCUUUCGUCCUUCGAGCGACCCCUCGAAGCUAUUCCCGAACGAUAGUCAAUGGUCAUCUGCAUCUGGUGUGUCGACUUACACUGCACCAUUGACCUCCCCCACGCCAUCCAUGACCUACGCCAGCACGGCGUCUUCUCGUGCGUCGACCUUGUCGAGGUCAUCCCCAUCAACUAGCCCAUCUAGGAUCUUCAGCGAGGAUCCCCACAUAGACGAAGAUAUCGAUAUCUUCGCAUAUCUGGGGGGCACGCCCAACUCUGCGCUCGGGCUCGCGCAC